AAUGUCGCGGAGUGAGAAGGAGAGGGUGCGCGCGCGAAACAGUCGUUUACUGUUCAACGCAUAGAACGAUCAGCGUUGGGCGGUGUCCGUGGUGUAGGCACUGGCCAUUCCGUGGCGCACACUGCUUAACGGGAAAACCCCACAUGAGCAUCGCGGGAGAAAACAGAUACACGAAUAGCCGCCGCUAAGGUUAAGGAGCCGUGGAGAGACCGGUGUCGCCGUCGCUGAGUUAUUUCUAUGCGCGAUCUAUUUAUAGUAGAUCGGGAUGACGACGGGCAGCUGAGAAUCACAACGCAACCGCGCACGGGAUUGAUUCACUAUACGAGGUGAAAACAAGAAAGAUGGCGGAGGUGAACAAGCCUCUGUACGAGCCUAAUGGGGCAGCGCCUCGUCUCAUGUCGUUCGAUGACAUCCUCAGUCACGUAGGAGAUCUCAACCGCUGGCAGCUAAUGAUUUUCCUGCUCUUCUCGCUCGUUGUCAUAGCCACCAGCUUUCAGAACAUGGUGAUCGUAUUCGUCGGAGCGAUCCCUGAGCAUUGGUGCGCCGUGCCGGAGCUGGCGGCACUACCCUACGACGUGCAGAAAAACCUGAGCAUACCGUAUGAGAUAUCAGAUGAAGGAGUGUUGAAAUGGUCGGCCUGUGAGGUAUACUCUGAGCGGAAUUACACGGAGACAGCUCUUCUCUAUGCCAGUGGAGGCCUCGACAGUCCGUUGCCUUUCCUUUUCACCGACGGCAACCAGACCUCGUGCGAGAAUGGUUGGGUUUACGAUCAGAGAGAAGGGGCCUCGACAUUUGCCAGCGAGUGGGACGUGGUCUGUGACAAAAGCUGGCUAGCGUCCGCCACUGGCCAAAGUCUCUACAUGUUGGGUUUUCUGAUCGGAUGCAUCGUGUUCGGGGAGAUAUCAGACAGGAAAGGCAGGAAGAAGACCUUUUUACUGACGGUAGUGAUACUGGGUACUGCCUGCACGGCUAGCGCAUUUGCUCCCGUCUAUCCACUGUACAUCGUGCUCCGGGUCAUCACUGGCGCUUCCGUGGCUGGCUUCUACAAUAGUGCCUACUGCUAUCAAGCAUCAGAUAGUCACCGACGACGGAAAGGUGAGAGAACCGAACGUCAUGGACACACUGCGUACGCCAAACAUGAGGAAGAAAUCCCUCAUCAUGAUGUAUCAGUGGUUCGUCGUAUCGAUGGUAUACUACGGACUUUCAUUGAACUCCGUGAACCUGGGCAGCAACCCUUAUGUCGGCUUCACUCUGGCUUCCCUCGUUGAGAUACCCGCUCAUCUGGUCGCCAUGUAUACAAUGAAGCGCUUCGGACGCAGACUGACUACAUCUGCGACGAUGUUGGCUAGCGGCAUCAGUUGCCUGGUGACGGCUCUGCCGUUCUUACACGGCUUUAGCUGGUUGAUCGUCGGGCUUGCGACGUUCGGCAAGUUUAGCGUCUCGAUCACAUUCACUGUCGUCUACCUGUACAGCGCCGAAAUAUAUCCGACCGUAGUGCGUAACGCGGGCGUCGGCAGUAACUCAGUAUUCGCCCGAGUCGGCGCUAUCCUCGCUCCUUACAUAUCCAUGCUGGGAACGCACUAUUCGACUGUCACGUUGCCUCUCGUCAUAUUUGGACUUCCGGCAGUUAUAGCCGGGGUGUUAGCGAUGUUCUUGCCCGAAACAAAGGACCGAGUACUACCAGAAACUCUGAAUAACGGAGAGCAGUUUGGCAGGGACCAAAGAUUCUGGCAGUUCAUGCCUAGAAAAGUAGUAGAUCCAACGAUAUCCGAACCGAUGGCGACACCGGACCCAGUUUGACGUGUAUCGUCGGCCAUGCAGUGACAGCAAAUCUCACAGAUAGACAGACGUCUAAAGUUUAGGCCUAACGUCGGAUAGUUCUAAUAGUGAGAACAGCUAGUGAAUCGUCUGUAGCGAUAGAAACUUAGUUGUGAUUAUCACUUCACAGAAGUGAGCUCGGUGAUAAUUGCCGAAAUCCAUCCUUAAAUUUCCACGAUGAAAAAGCAUGCUUACGAUCGUUUCACGGAAGAAUCGUUGGUCUUACUCAGUCGUUAGUUUUCUUUACUCGGCUUUCACCUGGUCGGUUUAAACAGCGAAGGUACUCGCUGUCAUAGAUAUCACGUUUAUUUACCCAACUUGAUGUUUAGGUACGUGUACUAAAACACGCGUGCCAUCCGCUGUCAUGCAUGGCACAUUUAUACACACAUAUAUAAAUCAAUAAAUAUAUAUAUAUAUAUGUAUAUAAUACAUAUAUUAUAGGUACAAACGUGUAUCAUAAAACGCUCCACUGCCAUCGACGUGCUUGA
Messenger RNA from Priapulus caudatus, 2306 nucleotides. Its product is annotated as organic cation transporter protein-like. NCBI's taxonomy places the organism in Eukaryota, Metazoa, Priapulida, Priapulimorpha, Priapulimorphida, Priapulidae. Gene Ontology annotation, biological process: transmembrane transport. Gene Ontology annotation, cellular component: membrane. Gene Ontology annotation, molecular function: transmembrane transporter activity. The record is from RefSeq and is a predicted model, not a curated record.